Molecule: messenger RNA, 21274 nt
Organism: Lymnaea stagnalis (great pond snail)
Lineage: Eukaryota; Metazoa; Mollusca; Gastropoda; Lymnaeidae
Source: the annotation of a GenBank genome assembly
GGAAAUUUGAAGUCAACUUUCAUGAUCUGCUUUGACAGAUAUAAAAAGAGGAAGAAAGAAAGUCCAGAAAAAACAUGAAGUUAUAGUAGUGGAGAAAUUUUACUAUGCGUAUGUCAUUUUUUAGUAACGAAUUCCGCUCCACAUAUAUAUAUAUUUGAAAAUUAUACAUUAAUUAAACUGUUACUAUUACCAUUACUAUUGACUAUUGUAAAAAAAAUAAUUAAAAAAAGCUGUUAUCGACUAUCUAUUGGGACCCUGGUCCCUUUAAGACUAGGGUGACCAAACAUUCCAUAAAAAACGUGAUUGUCCCUUUUUUUCCACAAUCCUACAAGGUGUAUAGGGAUGCCUAAAUGUCCUGUUUCUAAACACAUCUUCACAUAUUAGAUAAGAAUGAGGUUUUAACAAUGGCUGGGACAACAACCAAAUAUCCUCAAUUUAAAUCCUAGACUAGAGAAAUUUAAUUUAUUGUGUUAAAUUAUGUUGUAGAAUAUGUAGAUACAAAUAAAUAAGUAUUCACUGCAAAAUUAUUGUUUUUGUUUAUGAUAUGCCUCAGAGAUUAAAUUAAAUUACAAAAGUGAAGGUAAAUUUAAAAAGAUGUCUAAUUCUAGGUCUCAAAAUAGUUAAAAUGAGCAUAUUUCAGUCAACAGUUUCUGGCAAAGGCCCCCAUAUCCCUCUUUAGCUGGCGGGUAUCCCCCCCCCCCAACCCUCCUUGAGUUUGUCCAAUUUUUUCCUGUUCAUGAUUUGGUCACCCUACUCUAGAAUAAAUGGAUAUUUGGAUGUCAUCUGUGGUAGUUUAUUUAAGUUAAACUGAAAAAGGAAGUUUACAUACAUUUAGUCCCUUUAAUUAUCUUUCGUUUGAUACCUAAUUUUGUCUUAUAAAUGCAACAAUAAUAUUUUAAAAAUAUUUUUUGAAACCCAUAAUAAGUAGGCUAUGAGUAAGCUAAAAUUAAAAGUACUAAAAUUUAAAAUAAUAUAGCUUAUACAUUAUAUUAUAUUUAAUUAAAAUAUCAAAAUUUCUUGUUAACUACUAAUGCUACUAGGCCAGGGGUUCUUAACUUUUUUUAGUUCACUGAACUUUUUGCCCAGACCCAGUGCCUUCCAAAAAUUUCAUGUCGGUGACUCUGGUGACACUUGGUAGACAUUUUCAAUUCAUAAUUUAAAUAAGCCUAGGCCUAUUUACUAUAGUAUAUGGCAAACAUUUCAGGAUGCGUUUCAGUUGAGCACGUUAGUUAGCCAAUUUUACCAGUGUCGUCUACACCGUAGACUAAACUAACCCAUUUAAAAACAUAUGGUCAUAAAAGUAAAUAAAGCUUAAAAACGUAAUUGUAUUGUAAGGUGGAAAAAAAUUAUCUCAUGAAAAUCUUAAAAUUUUUCCUUUAUUUAAAAAAAAAUUAUAUUAAUUUUUUAAAUAAUAAUAUAAAAACGAUAUAUAAAAUUCAUGUGAUUAUUUAUGACCACAUGUACUAAUAAGAAAAUAUGUGCAAGAGUUAAAAUCUGAUUUGAUCCUUAUGAAUACAUGUAUACAAACCACUUUGAUCGGCUUCUUUGAUGUCCUAAAAAUGUAUAAAUGUUGGUUUGGUAUGGCUUAUUUUGGGAGACAAAGACCCACCCAUAGUUGCAACAAUAAAAAAGCCAGAAUGCACUGAACAGGACGUAUUGAAAGGAUGCCGGAUUAUAGAGCAGCAAAAGUGAUAUACAAGGAGAAACCUAGAGGCAGACGGCUGACUGGUUGAUAACACUGAGAUGGAUCGACAAUGUAGAGAAGGACUUGCACCAGUUCGGGGUUUGCGCAUGGAGGCAGAAAGCCAUGGAUCAAUCCAAAUGGAAUGAUGUGAUGGAGCCAGGGCCAUACAUGGGCUGCAGCGCCACUGAUGAUGAUAUUAUUGGGUGACAACCCUACAGCUUGAAGGUAACUUACUAUUGUGUCGAGACAUACAGUUUGGAAAGCAAUGCCUUAGACAGUUUCAUGAGAUGAAGUUCAGAAGGGCGUGUGGCUUGCCAGGCCUAUUUGUGUCUGCAUAUGGGAGACACAUGUUUUGGGAUCUUUGUGGGAUUUGAGACAAUUCUGAAAAUUUUCAACCCACUGGAACAUGUAAGGAUCUCUUCUAUUUGGUCCACCAGGCCCAGUCUUCACAUAUUUCUUAGACUCAUCUUCAUGUUGUACACCUGUCUUGUGAUAUGAUCACAAGACCUUUUUUUUUUGAAGGGGGGGGGGGGGCAAUGGUUGCAUUGAAUUAUACAAUUUUUGGAGGGGGGGGUAUAAGGGUUUAUACUUUUUGAAAAAAAAAAUCUUGUCUUCACAUAUUUCUUAGACUCAUCUUCAUGUUGUACACCUGUCUUGUGAUAUGAUCACAAGACCUUUUUUUUUUGAAGGGGGGGGGGGGGCAAUAGUUGCAUUGAAUUAUACAAUUAUUGGAUCGGGUGGUAUAAGGAUUUAUACUUUUUGAAGAAAAAAAUCUUGUAAGUUUGGCUAUAUUUUAGUGUAUGUGUAAAAAAGUUUCCACUGCCAGCUUGCUUAGCCUAUAACAGCAGUGGUUUGCAAUUGGACUUUUCUUUCUCCUAGAUGAGUCAUCAUGUCAUUAUCCAAGGAUGACCUGUCACAUCUAGUUGCUGUCUGAAAUUUCCAAUUUUCUUCCUUUUUUGGGGCUUCUGUCAUAUUGGGUCACUGCCAUCUGUUGCUAAUUGAAACUUUUAAAACUAGGGCUUAAGCAUUAAUAAUUUUUAGGGCACAAUACCAUAGGAUUAGCACAAUUUCUCUACCCUUCAAAUUAAUAAUUGGAAUUAUUUAAAAGUUUACUGUAUGCUUACUGACUGUUUAUUAAAAUUAAUUUUUAAAACUAUGCAAAUUGCAGCUAAGUGAAAAUGAGCCAUGUAUAUAGUGGUCAUUCGCCUGACACCAAUAAUUAUAUUUCUAAAAAAGUUAUAAUGCACAAAUUCAUUAAUGUGAUAUGUAAAUGUGAAAAAUAAACAUAAUGACACCAUGAACCUUAAUAAUGAGUAGCACUAUGUUGUCAUAAACCAUUUAGCUCUAAAAGUUGAGUGUUUUGUAGAUGUUCAGUUUUGUUACACUGCAGUACACAACAUGGACUGUAACAUUGAAAGCUUUUAUCAAGCAUUAAUUCUGCGACUGCCAUUUAUCACUUGCGUCAAAAAACAAUGAAUAAAUUGAUACAAUUGUCAACCAUGUUUUUCCCAUUCAAAAUAUUAGAAGCAUAAAGGAAGUACAUAACUAGCCAAGUUUUUGUUAUAUUUUAGCCCUUUAUGUGUGUUGGUUUUUAUGAAGGAAGCUGGACACAUAUGUUUGUAAAAUUAUUCAAACUAAACCCCUCUAUAGGGCUUUAACAAAAUAAUUAAAGUUGAUAGUAGCACAUCGAAGCUUUUAUAUCUACAAUUUAAAAAAAAAUUAAUUAAAGAGAAUUUUUAAACUACUCCAAUCCAUUUUAAAGAUAUUUCAAUCUGGACAUAAUUGAAAUAAAUUUCUUUAACAAAAUAAACGUGGUAUUUAAAUCGCUCUGGGUCUAUACAGUGACCUGUUUCAUGCAUAAUCCUACAAAAAAAUAUAAUGUUACCACAGUACUUUCUGUUUAAUCCUCAUGAACAAUUUGAUAGUUGAAAGAUGCACACUUUAAAGAAAAGUAACAUGGAGUUGUGGUGUUCUUGUAAGAUUGUGUUUUGUUGUUUAACUAUGCCAGAUAAGUGACAAGGUCUAAUCACAAUGUAGAUAUUAAAGGACCUUCCUUAUUUCUAUUAUUUAUGUUUCCUUAAAUUAUUUUGAGGUUACCCAGUAUAAAUCAAAUCCAUUUACAACUGAAAUUCUUAUUUUUUUCCAUACCCUACAUAAUAAUAAAAUAAAAAAUAAAAUGAAAAAAUUGCAACAUUGCUGCAACAUGCUUGUGCACACUGAUAAUUGCUAAAAUAUGUAGCCUUCAAAUCAGUGGUUCUCAACCUUCCUAAUGCCACAACCGUUAAAUACAGUUCCUCAUGUUGUAGUGACCCCCAAAGAUAAAAUUGUUUUUUUGCUUUUUCAUAAAUAUGUGUUUUCCGAAUGGUUUUAGGCAACCCCUGUGUAAGGGUCGGUUGAUCCCCAAAGGGGUCAUGAUCGACAGGUUGAGAAGCGUUGUUGCAAAUCAAAGCUACCCAUACAAAUUACAACUACCAAUAACAGUGGUAUUAUAGCUUAUGUAGGGCCCUGGCCUGCUCCACUACAUCAGUGGCACUACAGGCCAUAUGGGGCCUUUUCUGCCCCAUCACAUGAGUGGCACUACAUUCCAUGCUCCAUCAUAUCAGUGGUGCUACAGCCCAUGUAGGGUCCUGGCCUGCCCCACCGCAUUAGUUGCAUCUCAUCUCAUAUAGGGCCCUCGGCUGCCCCACCACAUAAGUGGCACCUCAGCCCAUGUAGGGCCCUGGCCUGCCCCACCACAUAAGUAGCACCUCAGCCCAUGUAGGGCCCUGGGCCUGCCCCACCACAUAAGUGGCACCUCAGCCCUUAUAGGGCCCUGGCCUGCUCUACCACAUAAGUGGCAUCUCAUCCCAUGUAGGGCCCUGGCCUGCUCUACCACAUAAAUGGCACCUCAGCCCAUAUAGGGCCCUAGCCUACCUCACCACAUAAGUGGCAUCUCAUCCCAUGUGGGGCCCUGGCCUGCUCUACCACAUAAAUGGCACCUCAGCCCAUAUAGGGCCCUAGCCUACCUCACCACAUAAGUGGCAUCUCAUCCCAUGUAGGGCCCUGGCCUGCUCUACCACAUAAAUGGCACCUCAGCCCAUGUAGGGCCCUAGCCUACCUCACCACAUAAGUGGCAUCUCAUCCCAUGUAGGGCCCUGGCGUGCUCUACCACAUAAAUGGCACCUCAGCCCAUAUAGGGCCCUAGCCUACCUCACCACAUAAGUGGCACCUCAGCUCAUGUAGGGCCCUGGCCUACUCCACCACUUGAGUGGCACUAGCGUUCAUGUAGGGCCCUGGCCUGCCCCACCACAUAAGUAGCACCUCAGCCCAUAUAGGGCCCUGGCCUGCCCCACCACAGAAGUAGCACCUCAGCCCAUGUAGGGCCCUGGCCUGCCCCACCACAUAAGUGGCACCUCAGCCCAUGUAGGGCCCUAACCUGCCCCACCACAUAAGUGGCACCUCAGCCCAUGUAGGGCCCUGGCCUACUCCACCACUUGAGUGGCACUAGCGUUCAUGUAGGGCCCUGGCCUGCCCCACCACAUAAGUAGCACCUCAGCCCAUGUAGGGCCCUGGCCUGCCCCACCACAUAAGUAGCACCUCAGCCCAUGUAGGUCCCUGGCCUGCCCCACCACAUCCCUCCAUUUUGAUUGAUCUAAGACUUUCCGCCUCCAUGGUCUGGAAACUUCCAGUUAACAAUAAUUUAUAUCCUCAUCGCACUUACAGUAAAAAACAACAAAAAUUUCUAUCAUCAUUUUUCAUCAUGUGAAUAAAAUGUUAUAAGGUGACGAUAAACUCAACAACUUGGUCAAGAUGGUUGAAAUUUUUCCUUGGUUAAUUUAAAUACUGGAAUCUUUAUUACUACAGCUUGCAUAAUUAACCAAAGAUUUAAGUCCAAUGACAUCUAAAUUGCUAUCAAAUUCGUCUCAGGCCCUUUAACAACAAAACUUCUAUUGACCAGGGAAAAAACUUAAAAUUUUACUAAAAUGUUUCUUAAUACAAGCUAUUUUCAUUUAAAAGAUGAGAUCAAGCCAUUUUUGAAUGAUGUAUGCAUGCUAAAAUUUGCACACUGGUGAAGGGGAGACUAUUCAUUUUUUAUUCAAGCAUUGUUAAAAUAAUUAAAAAGUCAUAAAUUGUACUUUUUUUUAGACUUUUCAUUUUUUUCUGUACAAUUUUUUAACGCUGUUGUACAUUUUUUUUGGACCUUUUGUACAUUACUUUUUUAACCCGCACACUGGCAUGUAUGCUCUUCUAUCACUUGUGUUUAAAAAUCUGUUUCUAUGUUCAGAAGAUAAGAUUAAGUUAAGGUAAACCGUUUCUUGAAAAUAAACAUGAUUCAAUAAUUUUAAAUGUCUGCUCAUAACAAAUAUGCAAAGAAGGUUAAAUUGAAUGAGUGAUACAUUCUGUGGGCAGAGACAUUGAAUUUCCUGCUAGUGACGCUGGUUGCAAUCUUAUUAAAUGUAGCAUAGAAUAAAUACACAUUUUCUAUUAUUUACCAUUAUAUUAUUUUUUCUUAUGUAAAGCACUAUAGGAAUUAAUUAGACAGCUUUCGUGCCAUGAAAUCCUGUUCUGGGAACCAAAGCAUUGGCGACACAAACAUGACACUGACCCCUAAAGCCUGCUCUUUCUUGUCUUGAGAAGCAGCACUCAAACCCAGCACUGACAGCUUUCAGCUAUAGAUUAACUCAUGUUGGAGAUCUUUGACUUGUUCAAAGGUAAAACUUAAUCAGUUGUGGUAAACUUGUUUGUAAACUACUUAAUCAUUUGUGGUUAACUUGUACGUAAACUACUUAAUCAGCUGUGGUAAACUUGUAUGUAAACUACCGAAUGGUGCAUAUGUGACACCAGACAGUCCAAAAUGUUUGCACAUCCCUGUAAAGACAAGAGCAUUAACUGUGAUAACUUGUUGUUACCAUCCUUUGAUGUGGCUUGUUCAUCUUUUCAUUACUAUCAAAAGUACCAACAAACUAUUGUUUGGGCAUGCUUCAAUGAUAAUUAUCAUCUAUCUCUCUGUCUCUAAAGAAGCUUAUCAGGAAGAGAUAUCGGUAUUUGUGAUCAUGACAUCACACUUCAUUAUUUCACUGUCAAUAUCAAAAUAUGAUUACACAUGUGUCGUUUUACUUUCCUGCAAAAGGCAUAGAAUCAAACAAGACGAUCGUGUGUAUUGGACUGUAAGAUAGUGUCUUCUCAAUUUUAUUUGUCUGCAUUUACAGCCUUGGCUCUGGUGUUUUGUAUAACAUUUUCAUGGAUAUCAUAAUGAUUCACAUUGUUUCCAUUUCUAUUGUUCUUGAAGACUCCGAAAAUUCUCCUGUCCCCACACUUCAUCAAUGACUCUUUAAAAAAAAGGGUAUGAGAUAUAUAAUAAAUUUAAUAUAAAGGUUUAAAAUGUUCUGAAGAUCACUGUUUGGGUAUCACUAGAUUAAAUUUUUUUUUAAAGAUUUCAUAGAUGUACAAACUACCAAGAGGGUAGCUUGAAGAAUAUGGUCAUUUAUGCAAAGAUAAUCCGGUCAGCUUAAAGUUAAAGGGGGGAUACAACUUUAUUAUCGCUACUUAUCUUUUGAAGGGCUUGUUCUUUUAAACUCCUAUCCAAAAUGUCAUUUGAUCAGGUCAGAGUUCAUGCUGUCACCUGGUGUGUGAUGCAUUCUUUAAUCACUUGAGAUAAAGAUAUCUUUCAAUGCACAGUUGCAUUAUUCUUGUUUGAUAUUUCUGAAUGGUGAAGCGAGUGAGCUCUUGCAUAAGCUUCUGCUCCUAUUCAUUUCUUCCAUGGAGGACUAACUAAGGUUGCCGUCACUUGCUCCACUCGUGACAUUUUAUUUAUCAAACUAAUCAUUUAAAUUCAUUUCAGUACCGGUAUAUAUAAGCUGAAAUUACUAUAACAUGUUUUUUCAAAACUUUAAAUGCUAUUAAAUUAAAAGAGAUUUUUGUCACAAUCAGUAACUGAUAACUAGGUAAUAGGCAGUUUGUGUGUCUUUUUUCAAUUUUAAAUGACAUAAUCUAUUCAAUAAGACUUAAAAAUUUUGUACUUAUUGGUUGUGCAAGUGAAUAAGACAAAAAAAAUAAUUCUAUUUGUAUCAAACUUUGUUCCAUUAUUUUAUUUUGCCUUCUCUAUGUACUUGUUGUGACAUAGCUUUGAGGGAUUAACUAUGAAUACCAAUACACUUCAUAUUCGUGACAAUUUCCUUAUGAAUAAUAUUUGCAUGGCAAUCAGUUUCAUGCAUAUAUUCAUCUGAUUUCGCCUUAUGGAAAUUCAAAUGUAGCAAAGACCAAGAAUCAGCCUUAUAAACAGAAGUUAUUGUACGGAUGUUUUUCUUCCCUUUCUGAGUCCUUCCUUGAAAAAAGCGUGUAUGCUUAGUUGUGUUUAGUUGUGUUUAACUGUGUUCAAGCUUUAAAUUUUUAGUUUUAGUCUAAGUUCUAAGCAAUUUGAAUAUCUUCACACACAGCCAGAAGGCUUUAUCUGGCUGAUUUUGUUCAUGUGCUUGGCUCAUGAACUAUUAUAAUUAAGCAGUCAGAAAGAGUACUUGACCAAAUUAAAAGAGUUUAUACUUUAUGGAAGCUGUUGGCCCACAAUUCACUUCUAUAAAUUGUGCACUAGUUCAUGGAAUCAGUUGGCCUACAAUUCACUUCUAUAAUGUGUGCACUAGUUCAUGGAAUCAGUUGGCCUACAAUUCACUUCUAUGUGUGCAUUAGUUCAUGGAAUCAGUUGGCCUACAGUUCACUUCUAUAAUGGUUGCACUAGUUCAUGGAAUCAGUUGGCCUACAAUUCACUUCUAUAAUGUGUGCACUAGUUCAUGGAAGCUGUUGGCCCAUAAUUCACUUCUAUAAUGUAUGCACUAGUUCAUGGAAUCAGUUGGCCUACAAUUCAUUUCUAUAAUGUGUGCACUAGUUCAUGGAAUCAGGUGGAUUCACAUCUAUAAUGUGUGCACUAGUUCAUGGAAUCAGUUUGCCUACAAUUCACUUCUAUAAUUGUUGCACUAGUUCAUGGAAUCAGUUGGCCCACAAUGCACUUCUAUAAUGUGUGCACUAGAUCAUUGAAUCAGGUGGCCCACAAUUCACUUCUAUAAUGUGUGCACUAGUUCAUGGAAUCAGUUGGCCCAUAAUUCACUUCUAUAAUGUGUGCACUAGUUUACUUGCCAGUUACAUGCCAAUAAAGGUUUCUCAUUGUGCUCCUCUUGAAUGCUUUUAUUCUGGUUAUGAAACUUACAGCCUGACAAUACAAGAAAUAGUGAUUUCCUCUGGAUGUAGGCAGAGAAUUUAAAAUAGGUAUCUUUAUAUUUCCACUUAUUUGUUUGUUUUUGCAGGGCAUGUUCUCCACACAUAGCUCGGUUACCCAGUUAAAGCCAGAAACAAUUACAAAAUGUUUAAAGGACUCAGAGGAACGCCACUGGUCUGUGGGAGACCUUGCAAACUUAUCAGGUCAAGGAUCACAUGAAGGAAGCGACCAAGACCUUGGCUCAAUGCUACUUGGGUAAAUUCUUUUUUAUACAAAUUGUAUUUGUUGCUAGCUUACUGUGAGAAUUACUUUUUCCCUUAACAGCAUACUAAUCUCGACAGCCAACAGAAAGAUAAUACUAAAUUCUAUUAUAUUUUUCAAUAUGUAUUAAGUGUAGACUCCAUGGAAAAAACUGUGUAAACUCCAUGUUAAAAUACUAGUGUAAGCUCCAUGUUAAAAUACUGAGUGUAAACUCCAUGUUUAAAUACUAAGUGUAAACUCCAUGUAAAAUAUUAGGUGUAAACUCUGUGUUAAAAUACUAAGUUUAAACUCCAUGUUAAAAUAUUUAGUGUAAACGCCAUGUAAAAUACUAAGUGUAAAAUCCAUGUUAAAUACUAAGGGUAAAUUCCAUAAUAAAUACUAAGGGUAAAUUCCAUAUUAAAUUCUUAGGGUAAAUUCCAUAUUAAAUACUAAGGGUAAAUUCCAUAAUAAAUACUAAGGGUAAAUUCCAUUUGAAAUACUAAGAGUAAAUUCCAUAUUAAAUUCUUAGGGUAAAUUCCAUAUUAAAUACUAUGGGUAAAUUCCAUAUUAAAUACUAAGUGUAAAUUCCAUAUUAAUUACUGAGUGUCAAAUUCAUGAAUAAAUUUAAGUGUUAUCUGGCCAUAACAAUAGCAUAUUUUGUUAUAGUUGCUUGAAACAAAUAUUCAAGUACCAACAAACACACACACACACACACCUAUAUCUCAACCUGCAUGUUUUUACUUGGCUGUUUCUGCAUGGCAAGCUGUAACCAACCUGCAUUUUUCUCUUUCAAAAGUCAGAGCACGUGCCUUUCAAAAAUCCAUGGUUAUUUCAGCCAGCUAGAGUAAGUAUCUGCUUUGUUACAUCAUCUUUGUGGACAAUUUUACAUAAGUCAUGCUGAAAGAUCACCUUUAAUCCCUCAGAACUUAUAAUGCUUGUUAAAAAAAGUAAAGUCAUACCAUUAUUUAUUGAACUAUAUUUAGUAAACAUCUCUUCAAUUGUGUGGCUUCUGUUAGAUUUUCUUUUUUUUUUUUGGACACAAAAUAUUCCUCACAAUGAUAGUGGAGCCGUUGUAAAAAAAUAUGUAUUUCUAUUGUCUCUAGGUCUAGAAAAUGCUGUCUUCACCUGGCCUGCCGCAGGAGCACGUUCAACUCUAUGCGGGUGUUACCUACCUCAGUGCCUGCAGAUGAUGGUAAUUGCCUCGUACUUUAGAAUAACUGAAGUAAUCGAACCCAUUUCUUUUAAACAGAUAUCUAUUUUUAGCUUCUCAAAUUACAUUGAUUUCAUCCUUGAAAAGAUUGUCUCUGUCUUUUCUAGGUAGUUCCAAGAACAAGCAGCCUGCUAUUUCUAUAAACAUCCUUGAUAAUAAGGUAAAUUUGAUCUCAUUAAACGUAAGAGCUUGUAGGCUAGACAUGUUCUCUGCUUGUUGAUUGGUUAGAAAUGUUGUCUUCAUGUUGAUUGGUUAGAAAUGUUCUCUGCUUGUUGAUUGGUUAGAAAUGUUUUCUGCUUGUUGACUGGUUAGAAAUUUUCUCUGCUUGUUGAUUGGUUAGAAAUGUUCUCUGCUUGUUGAUUGGUUAGAAAUGUUAUCUGCUUCCAGAUUGGUUAGAAAUGUUCUGUGCUUGUUGAUUGGUUAGAAAUGCUCUCUGCUUGUAGAUUGGUUAGAAAUGUUCUCUGCUUCCAGAUUGGUUAGAAAUGUUCUCUGUUAAAAAAGAUACAAACUCACUCCUUAAAUCAGUUAACCAACUCAUAAAAUGAAACUCAUUUUAAUAAAGACAAUUCUAAUAUAAAAAAAAAGAAACUAAAACAAAAUACAAUGGUUUUUGCCUUUUUGACAUAAUUUGUAGUCAUGUGUUUAGUUCUCGUUUCAUUUAAAUUCUUUUUUAUGAUUUUAUGAAUAGUCUAUAUGGGGGGUGGGGUUACAUUCCCCCUUAGGAUGCGAGAUAUGACAUAAUUUCACCCCCUUUCUUAAUUUGACUAUUCACUGAAAUUAGCAAUUUUAGUAAAGUUUUCAAUGUCCUUUAUUUCAGUCUUUGAGAACCUUCAAACAUGCUUAUCUGUGUGCUGUGUAUCCUGUGCUAGCAGCACCAGACCCGCCCACCACCCCCUCCCCUGAAAUGCUAGAUUCUCUCAGGUUCAUUGCUUCUGAAACUUUCCGAGGGAGCAUUUCUAGAAAUUUCCCAGAAAGCAUCCCGCCGUCGCGAUCAAGGUCCCGCUCUGUUACUCCUUACUCCCUCCACGACAGCGGAGUUGAAGAGGCUGAUGAAACUGGCUUUAUACCGAUGGAGUCCAUUUGUGAACAGCUGCAGCGCGCGUUUGGGCUCAGCAAGGCCGUAUUCAGACAGUACGAAGCCCUCUUGGUCAAAGCUUAUGCCAAGAAAUCUUCACAGAUGGUACGUCUUAGUUUUACUCAUUUGCAGAAGGUAUGUCUCAAUUUUACCUGUUAGCAUAGGGUAUAUCUCAAUUUUACCUGUUAGCAUAGGGUAUGUCUCAGUUUUACCUGUUAGCAUAGGGUAUGUCUCAGUUUUACCUACAGGUACCGAAGUUUACAACCUGAACUUUACAACCUGACAUGUAUUAGAUUUUAGUGUUGGAUAGUUCAUUCAUGUGUUGCUUGGCACAAGUGCACAUUGCAAUUAAAGAGAGUGCUACAGACACAUUCUGGCUUCCUUGAAAGCAACAACAUUCCUGGAAUUACUUUUGCUUUUUCUUUUUGUAUUGAUUUUGUGCAUUUUUAAAAAAUAUUUUAUUUUGGAGGAACUUUGAAAAAUUUUUAGAAUGCAAUUUUUGGUAUGACUUGUGAAUAAUAGACACUGAUCUGAAUGGCCCAAGCCCCUUUAUCCCACCCUUUCCCCACCCUUUCCCCACCCUUUUUGUGUCGUCCCUUUUUCCCACCUAAUUUUUUUUUCUCUCCAAAAUUAUUAUUCAAACAUAUUGUAAGAGAAGUAAUUGCUCUGCUCCUAUCACCAGACCGUUGAGACACAGAUGGUCCAUUUAAAAACGUUAAGAAUAAAAUUAUUACACAAUCUAAUCCAAGACAUGAACGAGUUACCGACUGUAACAAGAAUAGAUUACAUAAUACGGUUCUGAUAUUGAAAAUGUUGGUAAGAUGUGAUUGAGAUAAAGUUUUUGAGAUAAAGAGCCCUUUAAACAACUAUCAACUUGUGUAAUGUGUUCCAUGAUUGUCCAGUGCCUGUGGCCUGGGUCAGUUGUCAAUGGUCCUCAUACAUUUCUAUGUAUUCCACAAUGUUGUUAUAAGUACCCGCACAACCACAUGCCAUAUUGGUUUUCUAAAUUUGUGUUGCUUCAACUCCAUCAAGUGAUGACAUUGGACAGAGGUUGUUUGCUACUGCUGUUAAAAGACAGAAAAAUGUUUGACCCCAUCUGUAACUUUUACCACAUUGUUAGCAUUGUUCACUGCAUCCAAUAAAAUAAGUCUUCCAUUCAAAAUCUUAACUUCUUCGCUCUUACACAAACAAUUUAUGUAUCUUCGUCUUCUCACCUUUAUUACUGAACAGUUCAUCUGUUUUAAGUUACAGCUGUUCGAGUGGUCUGAUUUCAAUGAGACUUUGGCCCAGUUUUAACAUGAUGCACAUCAUUACUUCUGUGUUCAGAUCAAAGCUAUAUUCGUUUAUUUCUUCCCUUUAAAUUUCCCCAUUAGCUGUUUACUCAACUGAGUUUUUUUUUAAGAUGGGAAGUUAUCAUUUGAAGGUAAACACUUCAAUGUUGAGUCAAGAGGCUUGGGGCUGAUACGAUUUAGGUCAAAGUUCAGAUGUGUCUUGAAAAGAUCAAAUUGUCUUUAGGCUGAAUCUAUGCAAACUAACGUUCACUGCUCAUGAAAUAAGAUUUUGUUUAAAUUAUUGAUGGGUGAGGGUGCCCCACCAGAAAGUCACUUCAAACAAGGGUUAAUUUUUACAUGUGAAAACAUAAGUAACUAUUGCUGUUGAUCACUUAGUCUGCUAGAGUUUGAUGACUAAAGUUGUUUUGAGAAAUGGUAACUGCAGCUGUUGAUCACUUAGUCGGCUAAAGUAAAAUAAAUAUAUUGAUUCUUACUUGAAUGCAUCUCUCCACUUAUUCCACUAGCUCCUUGCUGAAGAGCUGUCAGGACAAUUGAUAUUAUUGGAAACCAACAGCCAUCCAUUUUAUUCCCCAUCACACUUUAUAGUGAGUUGAACAUAAGGUUUACUACCAAAAACACGUUUUUUUUUUAAGGGCUGACCUUAUAAUAAAGACAUUUAUACAGAGCUCACACUGAUUUAAGCAUAAAUAAACACAGUUUAACUAAGAUUCAACAAAGUGACCUUUGAUGUCAAGUUUUUAAACAAUAUUUUUAUUUCAUAAAUACAAUGAGCUUUUCCUAAUAAAAAAGAAAACUCUGGAAUUCUUGAAUGUUUUCUUACAGACACAGAACGGUUAUGACCUGUGGCAGAAACAAGAGAGAAACCACAUUUCAGAAUUGCUAAAUAAGUUCUGGCAGCUUUCUCUCCCCUUCCCUGGAUAUAGUCAAGAUCUGAUCUCAGAGUUGAGUACAAUUCAUGAGGACUACCACGUUUUACUGACUAAACUGCUAGAGUGAGUAAAUGUUUACUGCCAGAUCCUGCUGUCAAAAAACCUAUAAUAAUAACAUGUGGACUACUAAAGCACACUGUCAUAAAGUAAAUGUAUGUUUGCCUUAAGACAUAUUUAUUUCUGCACUUUAUCAUUUAUUCUCAACACCCUUGCCCCAUAUUACUGAAUUUAAUUUGCAGAUCUCUUAGAUAAUGAACACUCAAACAUUUUCUUUGAUAUUAACUAUAAUUUUGCCAUUUCUGGACAUAUGAACUUGUUUCAAGUUAAUAUUUAACUAGUAUAUCAUUUAUGGCUGUAUCAGGUACGAGAGACAGUUCAGACAAGAGGACGAGAAUUCGGCCAACACAACUGGCUUCACUCCCCUUUCUUCUGCAUCAAGUCGUCUCUUACUGGAAUUUGGAAUGAGAUAUGGCAUUGUAAGUACAACAUGUGUUAAUGUAUAAUUGGAAUGUGAUAUUGGAUCGUACAUACAUGUGUUAUUGUAUAGUUGGAAUAAGAUAUAGGAUUGUAAGUACAUGUGUUAUUGUAUGAUUGGAAUAAGACAUGGGAUUGUAAGUACAUGUGUUAUUGUAUAAUUGGAAUAAGAUAUGGGAUUGUAAGUACAACAUGUUUUAUUGUAUUUAAAAUCAUAUUCUGAACCCUGGGAAGAAAGUCUUUUCAGUGAACAUUCAAGCUAUUAUUAUUUACAUUUUUUUAUCAUAUAAUUAGCCUUAAAUAAGUUUUUUUAAAGUCAGUUGAUGCUCACCUCUAAUUCUGUUGUGUAGAGUUUCAUUUCAAUAACGUCUUUCUUCAAAUUGAUUUUUUAUAUUUUAUUUUUUUUAAUUUAUUAUUUUUUUAUAAGAGUACGACAUGAGAUUGAGAAUUUUAACAAAUGUCUUAAUUGUUAAAUAAAAAAAUUAAUAUGAGUAAUAUAAUUUAUUCUCCCAGGGAGAGCUUUACCGUAAAGUAAGUCUCCUGCAUUGCUUGACCAGUGAGUUCUGUGCCAGUGUCGGUCAUCUGACCUAUAUGAACAGUUUAGUGGCCUCCAUACAACACAUGUUGCCUAGCAACAAAACAUCUCUGGUGAUGGUCAAGCAAGAGGUACCGCAACCAGUUUAUUGAUAUGAUAGAAAAUAGAUUCAGUGAUUUUAAAAUAUGUGUUUACAUUAUUUUCUCAUUGAUAUUAGUUCAGUUUAUAAUGUGUGUAUUUUAAGAACUGUGUUAGUUUAUGGAAUGUGUAUUUUAAGAACUGUGUUAGUUUAUAAAAUGUGUAUUUUAAGAACUGUGUUACUUUAUAAAAUGUGUAUUUUAAGAGCUGUGCUAGUUGUGUUUAGGAAGACUGUAGGGUUUUGAGCCUACUGUAAGUAAUAAAGAACAAAGCAUCUAGAGUUGAGUUAUUGUAUCAGUAAAAGUAGCAUUUUACCUUACAUAAUUAUUGUGAAUUGAUGUCAGUUAUUUUCAUAUCCAAGUGAUGUCAAUAGCUGUCAUAUCCAUCAGAUAUAAAUUACUGUCAUAUCUAUCAUGCGAUGUCAAUACUUGUCAUAUCCCAUGGGAAGAUAUACUUUAAAAAAAAUUAGUCCAGAAGUACGGGUGAUUUUAUUUGGGUUCUGUUAAGUCUCCAAUGACCAUUAAUGUUCUAGUGUUCAAUCCAUUGGCAGCUGGACAUUCUGCAUUCAUCUCUUCAAGUUCUAAAAGCUCAGACAUGUAAGGCACUGAGUCAAAUGAAAUACCUAUUUCCUGGGAAUCGUCCAAUUGAAGGCUUAGGUAAUGUAUAUACUGUAUACUAGUAACACAAGAGAUAGAAUCUACAUGGAAAAUAAAUUCAUAACAAGAUUUGGUACAUUGUCUCCAUAUGGGAUGAACCAAAUCCACAAUUUUACCUAGCUGCCAUGUCUCUUUCCUGUUUGGUUUUUACAAUUUUUGUUCAAAUCACUUCCUUUCCUCUCUCCUUUACUUUGUUUUUGUCUGGUUUUUCCGCCCUCUCCUAUUUUGAAAAAUUAUUUUUAAGGUAGGCUAUAUGUAUAUAUAUAUAUUAUGUAAAUUUAAUUUAUACUUAUUUAAAUGUUUUGUUAUUGUCCCGAUGAAGGCAUGUGUCGAAACGUUUACUUAUGUAUUAUAUAUAACUAUUAUUAAAGCUUAAAUUAUAUUCUUAUAUUGACACAAAUUGUUGGUGUCUAAUUAAUCUAUUUUAAAGCUUUAUAGCAGACCAAAACUUUUUAGGUAAGGAAGCACACAUUGUGUUUGGUUAAAAGAAUUUUUUUUUAGAAACUAAUAAACUAUAAAAUGGUACUUGUAUUCAUAUACAAAUUAAGCUUUUAUCAUAUUUAUACAUAGCUGGAUGUAUUAUGUGGGGCAUUUUUUCAGUAGUUUUAAUCUAUUUCAUUUCAUAAUUGUUUCCCAUAAUCUGUGCCAUAUGUCACCAAUAAUGUUUGAAUGUAAGACAAGUUGUGAGAUUUAUGUGUCCCAGAAUGCCUCCUGUCUCUGCUGCAGACGGUAUUGUCCUUGAUAAAUUACCUGGCACCAUCCAACAACCCAAAGGAAUGUCUCGACACCUAUGUGAGGCACACCAUUCAGGUGUGUAGAAUUAGAUCUUGACAUUGUUGUGUGUGCAAUGUUUCCUGUCAUAGUUUUGAUUCAAUAAUCUGACAAUGAAUAUGUCCAAUGUAAUUUUUUUCAUUUAUUUGGCUCAAUGACAGAAUCGUAUCUUAUCUAAACUAAUCUGUUCGUCUAAAGACUUGUACCCAGUGAUUUCAAAUCUGAUAAACUGGGCUAUAAUAUAAAGACUUUUUCCCGGUGAUUUCAAAAUCUCAUAAAGUGGGUAAUAAACCUAAAGAUAUCAAAGCCUUUUCAAAAAAUGGGAUUUGAACUCUGAGACUUAAGUGUCUUGUUAAAUAGCAUAUUAAUAAACACAAUGAUUAUUCCCAAUAAAUUAGUUACCUGUAUUCUAAAGACCAUAUCAACUUUUGACAAUUUUUUCCGCAGAACAUUUUUAGACCAACUUAUGAAAUGUUUAAAACAGUUGCUUUGGAAGAUUUAAGUCAAGGGAGGACUGAAGAAAUGGAUUUAAGACUGGUAGGUACUAAACUAAUGCCACUAAUAAACCAAGAUUUAUUUUUAAGCAUACAUGCCAACCUUUGGGAUCAAAUCCUGUAAAGAAGAUAAAUUAUCAAAACAACUGUAAAAGCACAACAGCAAGAAAAACUGUACAGAAAAACUGAAGCGUCAAAAAAGUCUAAGUUGUAACUGCUUCAUUUAGUUAUCAAUGUUCUAAAUGCAUGCAAACUUUGUCUUCUUGAUUGGAUUCGCCUCAAAGUUUCGUCCGAGCAGCGUUGUUUUAAAAUAUGUUAAAAUUUCAUAAGAGCCUGAAGCAAACACUGAAAUUAAUUUGUUUUAUAAAUUUUACCAAAUGCUUGCAAUGAUCCUCUUGAUGAAGCAUGGAUGAUUCCAGGCCAACUGACGAAGCCACUUGUGUUUGUAUCAGACCUGUUUACUCUUACGAUUUUUGCGUACAAUGUACGAUUUUGAGGUUUAUACAUUAUAUAUACUGCAGUUUUUUUUCUGUAAAGAGAAUGUAUUGAACGAUUAUGUGAUGAUAGUGUACGAUUUUAAGAGUUUGAGGGUAAACAGGUCUGCUGUAUUACGUAGACACUUGUUGAUUUCGAAACUUCUCUCAGAUUCUAUGUUUACAUGGCCCUCGAUCCUAAACUUUGGGCCAAAGUCAUUUUGAAAGGAUCAACAGCAAUUAAGCUUCCUUUUGGCCAACAUUAAAUUUAUUCCUCUGCCAUUUUCAAACACAUGUUGUGUGCAAACAUUUGUUUUUUCUCCAUCCAGUGAAAAACCAGACAAACUCCUGUGAGGCCAUACAACUCAGAAAUCUUAACAAAAAGAUGUACAAAGUAGGGCUAAAUUGUACAGGUUGACAUGAAAGCUUUAAGGCAGCUGGUUGAAUAAUUUGUGAAGAUUUUGUUUAGUUCCAGUUUUAGAGCUUAUCAUGAAACUGAUGAACCUGAGAUCAGUCCAGCACAUUUCUGACUUGUUCAAUGUUAACGCACUUAACGGUGGUUGACUUCAAACCAGACCUAUAACAUUUGGAUUCUUGCAACCUCACAACUAUUUGAUAGAAACAACAAUUGUUAAGAUGGUAUUUUUAUAAUUAAUUCUAAUUCCUUUGAUCCCUUUGAUCCCUCAAGUUGAGUGUUCUCAUUGAAGACAUCAGAGAAGAUGUUUCUGACUACAGGAAUAACUUUGAUGGAAGUUUUAUGCAGUAAGUAGAAAAUAAUUUGCUACCACAUCAACAAGAGCUUUAGCAUGAACUAUUGGAAAUCUCUUUUUUACUACAGCCACAUCACGAAGUACUUGAUUAUUAACUCCUGGCUCUAAUAGUAUUGACCAGAGGGCAGAGGUCGUCACAUCACAGAGUCCUGUCACACACAGAAUAAUGUCAACUUUUUAUGCAUGUUCCUUUUUUGCACACCUUUUCUGAAACUAAAGUUAGCUGAGACAGCACCAGUGCAUGAUAAUAUAAAUUAUGAGUGUCUGCUUAUAUUAGGGUUAUUUUUCUAACUGCCCUGUGGGGCAAUGAUAAUGUGUGACAUGAAGAGGCCACAUGCAAAACCUGAGUAAUUUUAAAAACAAAACAAAUGAGUUAUCCACUUUGGGUGUGUUAAAAAAUGGUUAUCUCCCAUCCAUUAUUACUGAUUCGGAUCCUGCCACUUCAGAAUUCAAUUCGUUAUCUUCAUUACACAUCUAUAGUUGUGUUUGUUAUUUAUGGUUGUUGAGUAUAUGUCAAUCUUGUAGGGACUAGAGAUGUGUUUGUUUUCUAUGGUUGUUGAUUGUAUGUCAAUCUUGUAGGGACUUGAGAUGUGUUUGUUUUCUAUGGUUGUUGAUUGUAUGUCAGUCUUGUAGGGACUAAAGAUGUGUUUGUUUUCUAUAGUUGUUGAUUGUAUUUCUAUCUUGUAGGGACUAGAGAUGUGUUUGUUUUCUAUGGUUGUUGAUUGUAUGUCAAUCUUGUAGGGGCUAGAGAUGUGUUUGUUUUCUAUAGUUGUUGAUUGUAUGUCAGUCUUGUAGGGACUAUAGAUGUGUAUGUUUUCUAUAGUUGUUGAUUGUAUUUCUAUCUUGUAGGGACUAGAGAUGUGUUUGUUUUCUAUGGUUGUUGAUUGUAUGUCAAUCUUGUAGGGGCUAGAGAUGUGUUUGUGUUCUAUGGUUGUUGAGUGAAGGACCCAACCCGUGACAACAUGCCUUCAUAGGUCCUUAAAUAGUUAGGCUAAUUGUGUAUCAUUUCACAGAUUUUGUUAUGUGAGUCAGAUGGCUGCGUCAGCUAAUUGUGUAUCAUUUCACAGAUUUUGUUAUGUGAGUCAGAUGGCUGCGUCAUCCUUCUAUGAGUUUCUUAUGGAGGAUGUGGAGCGGUUCACUGGGUACCACACUCGUUACCAGGUCAGUAGAGAGCUAGCAUUAAGUUACUGUCAUUGGAGAGCUAGCAUUAAGUUACUGUCACUGGAGAGCUAGCAUUAUUUUACUGUCAGUGGAGAGCUAGCAUUAAGUUACUGUCAGUGGAGAGCUAGCAUUAAGUUACUGUCAGUGGAGAGCUAGCAUUAAGUUACUGUCAGUGGAGAGCUAGCAUUAAGUUACUGUCAGUGGAGAGCUAGCAUUAAGUUACUGUCAGUGGAGAGCUAGCAUUAAGUUACUGUUAGCAGGCCUACUGUAUUGUAGCCACUGGUCCCCUUGUAUUGCUAGCAUAAAAUGACUGUCUGUAGGCCAACUGUUGAAGCCACGUGUCCACUUGUAUUACUGUAAACUUCAUCAUUGCCUUCAUCCAUAAACAUAGAAUGAAGUUUGAUCUCAUUCUGUUUAUACAAUCUUUCAAAUGUAAAUUCCUUCAGCCGAAACACAUUUCAAAAGUUCCAUUAAAUAAUUUCACAAAUUUCGAAAUAAUACCUUUCUGUUACUCAGGAACUUCAAGAAUGAUAAUUGUUAAAAAGUUCAUUAAAAUAAAUGUAUUCCCCUUUCAAUAACACUAUUAUAUUUACAUCACAGCCAGCCACGCUGAGGGUUUUUUAAAAUUUAAUUUUAUUGAUUGAUUGAUUUGAUAUUUAUAUCGUGCCGGUAUCCAUGCCAUUUUAGCAUGCUCACUGCACUCUGGUCCUCCUAAAUCUAUUAAAACAAAAAAGUUUUUAAUUGUUUCUUACAUGAUUUUUUUUUAUCAUUUACAAUUCCCCUCAAAGAUUGAGGCAAACUGUUCCAUAAUUUUAUGUUAAUAUUUUAUUUGAUUGUUUUGAAACAUGAAGUGCACAGCUGUGCCAAGUUUAAUGUAACAUUCUGGCUGUGCCAUGACAGUGCCAUGAUGUAUUGAUCAGUUGCAGUAAUGAUUAUUUUUAACAGACAUCCCCCGUCAUUGAGCUCCAGUUGGUGGCCAUUAUGUACAGACUCAAUAAGUUGGAUGAGGACUGGAAGCUAUACAUCUUACCUCAGUGAGUGUCUUAACAAUUUGAUCUCAGUGUUACCCUUGGGUGUCUUAACAAUUUGAUCUCGGUAUUACCUAUGGUGGUCUCAACAAUUUGAUCUCAGUGUUACCCUUGAGGGUGUCAACAAUUUGAUCUCAGUGUUACCUUGGGUGCCUUAACAAUUCCAUCUCAGUGUUACCCUUGAAUGUCUUAACAAUUCCAUCUCAGUGUUACCCUUGAAUGUCUUAACAAUUCCAUCUCAGUGUUACCCUUGAGUGCCUUAACAAUUUGAUCUCAGUGUUCAGUGUACAACUUGAGUAUCGUAACAAUUUGAUCUCAGUGUUACCCUUGAGUGUCUUAACAAUUUGAUCUCAGUGUUACCCUUGAGUGCCUUAACAAUUUGAUCUCAGAGUUCAGUGUACACUUGAGUAUCGUAACAAUUUGAUCUCAGUGUUACCCUUGAGUGUCGUAACAAUUUGAUCUCAAUGUUACCCUUUGGCAGUAAUGCCAUGAGUUUUGUCUGCUAUGAUAAAAUUCCAUGUAGCCCUUUGACUGGCUGAUUUACUGGACUUUUCCCCUGGGCCGAUUGUACAGAUUUAUAAUCGUGCAAAAAAGCCAAAGCAGUGUAAAGAUUUGGUUUAACAUCGCUAUUUCUAUCCAGCCGUUUACCAAUGGAGAGUCAAAGAGUUGAUGAGAUAUUCUCUGAUACUUGAUGUACAUACUAGUAAUUAUCUAUUGAGUAUGACCGAAAGAGAAGAUUAUGCUGAAAUUCUAGGCCUUUAUUUUCAUAUCAUUAAAUACUUUCAUAAAUUAAUUUAGUGUGUGACAUAAGUUUUAUAUCAAUAUCUUUUAAGAAUGUCAUAAUGUCAUGUUUAAGGCUAAGAACAUUUAAAGAAAUGGUAACUAUACGACUAGAUUCCCGUAUGGUAACUAUAUGACUAGAUUCCCGUAUGGUAACUAUAUGACUAGAUUCCCGUAUGGUAACUAUAUGACUAGAUUCCCUUUUCGUUGUAAUUAUACAUUUUUUUACUCCUUUCCCUGUCCAGGCAGCAGACGUGGCGGAGAUGUUUCCUGCCCUGCUUGUUCCAAUGGUGUCAGGUGUUGCAGACUCACAUGCAGAACUUUGUGGUGGAGGCGGUGUCUAAUGAUGUUGUGAGUUGGAGAUAUGUUGUUUUUUAA